AUGUGUACGAAUUUGAUUUUGAACUAUUUAAAACAUUGCCUUUGCGCAAACUUGGUCUCGCAUGCGGCCGUUUUACGGCGGAUAUCGAAAUAUGACCAUUUCGAUCGUGUCUAUUGUAUCACAGCAUUGCUGGAAUUCCUCGAGGGUAUUUUGGAGGGUGUAACUUGUAGAAACAAGCCAGAAGAAGCCAUACUACCUAAUGCAGUGGCUUCAUUGAUAUAUUGGAUUAUGCAAAUAGUCGCAAUGGUUAUGAAAAAUUUUGAAAUCGGUGGUGAAAUUAGCGCUGAGCAAUCUUAUAUGUUUGAACGUACUUGCGUUAUUAUCGAAAAAUUUACCUCCAACCAAUUUCUUAUGGGCAUAUAUUAUAUCGGUUGCUAUGAUGAUAUUGAAACAUAUGGAAAAAUACGUGACAAAUUUAACGGUGUGAAGAAUAUUUUAAGUACUAGUCAUUUAUCUUCUCGUAACCAUUACAUAACACAAUGCCUACAACAGCUAGCAUAUUUGGACGCCACUAAGUUAACAAUGCCGCGUUUGAAUUCAAAAGGCUUGGACUCGAUUAGCUACUGUGUGCAGCCUCUUUUGGCCGUGGAGGUGUUACUAAAUCCCUGUAACGACACCUCUUACUUUGUGGCUGAACUGCAAAUGAUUCAACGUCUCAAGAACUAUUCGCUAACGCGUUUGAUUUACGAAAUAGUAAGAGCUGGAUUCAUUUCACUUAGCAAUGUAGUAGAAGUAAGUCGAGACACUUUAUGGGGCGCAUUUACAUUUUUCAAAGUACCACACAUCAUAAAGCAGUUGCAUGUAUUGCAGCGAUCGAAUGAAGAGCAAACGCCAACAGAUCAUAUCCCCGAAGUUGUUGAGGCCUUCGAAUUGCUUUUAGAAGACAACUUGCUGCUCGAUUUAAUGGAUACAAAAUGUUCAUGCAAUAUUAUUGAGUAUCUGUUGAAUGAUUGGACUAAGCAGCAUUUGGUCACUGAUGUGCAUGUGAAACAUUUUGCAACUCAACGUGAGAGUACUUCGCUCAUGCUGCAGAAACGAGAAUCAGGAAACCAGGCUCUUUCAAUCAUCAAUUUCAUAAUACGUGCUGAAGUUCCAUUGUCAGGUGUUCUCAAAACAUUAAGCACCGAUUACAACAAAGUUCAGGAGGCGUUGUUAGGUGUACUCUGCCAAGUUUUAGUUGGUAACAGUUUCGACUUAAUUUUGUCAGUGGCCACAGUAGAAGGCCGCCUAAAAACUUUCGUUACCCGUUUGAUACAAUGUAAUGAAAAUUCCAAGCAAGUUCCAGGCGAAAUUGGUAAACCGUCGAUCAUACGAUCAACACUGUUCGAUGUGUCUUUCUUAAUGCUGACUUUUAUUGUACAAACCUAUGGAUCAGAUGUGGUAUUAUCCGAGCAUGGUGACUCUUUCUUCGAGAAAUGGGUGCGCGAGUGCAUGGCGGAACGUAAUAAGCCUAAGAAUCCUCGCAACAUGAUUGCCCUCUGCGAUGAACAAAUUGUGGAUGAGCUAUUGUUAAGCCUACGGAGUCCAGAAGCGCAACAUAAGAAUAGUAAUCUGACUUGGCAAGAUAUUUGUUUAAAUCUGCCCGGCGUCCUUAACCAUGUGUUGAUCGCAUGGGAAAAAGACAUACUCACAUCGACUGAUGUCAAAAGUAUUUUGGAGAAUAUAAAACGCAGAAUGUUUGCUUUCUCCGUUUGUGCUACUUCGUUCUUAUGCGCUUAUAUGUAUUCAGUGCGUGAAAAUGAACUUCUGAAGCCAUUGAAUAUGAUUCAACAGUUUUUGACUCCACUCAGCAGUGAAGAGAUGGCUUCUCAGGAAAAUGUUAAAGAGCGGCUGGGCUUGUCUUUUCAAAUUAUACGCAAAAUGCAGCAAGAUGUACAUCCAUCGGGUAACACAAAAUCACGUAGCAUAACACUCACACAGAAUCUCGUAUCGCAGACUCCACUUUCUGAUCAAUUUCGAGAAGUGUGGAAAACGGUGACAGAUCAUGGCUGGUUACCGGUUAUGUCUGCGCAAGUGUUGGAGUCUUUAUUGCAGUCUGGUGGUCCAGCAUGGCUGACGAGGCAGUUGGUACAAGAAAUACUCAAUUGCAAGUAUUCGAAGGACAUGAUGAAAACAUUGGAUAUUGUUUUUGCCGUACUGCAUUUGGACAUAGACCGCAACACAGAAGCUCUGCUAAAGGAUGUAAUACCAUUAUAUGCACAUAAUAUGGUUGGUGGGGAAAUAAACGAACCGCAAUCACAUGUGCUAGCUCUUCUUUCCGUAUACUGCAUAAUUUCAGCAUUGGAACACCGCCAAGGUACCAUUGAUAGCCUACAACAUAAGCGCACUCGCACACACAGCGACGCCGAUUGCAGCAGUGGCGAUUUGGACAUAAAUAAUGCACCCAAAUUGCGUAAACUCAACCAAGAAGGUGGUUCAGACAACUCAUGCUCAAAUGAUUUCCUCAGCGAUAAUCAUCCACUUUUAUCCGCUGCUGGGGUUAACACAGAUGCCGCUGGCACAACAACUGCCCGUGAUGGCAUUCGAACGGCAACUCUAAAGGAACCGCUUCAUUCUAGUAUUCAGCAUAUUUUUAAAGUAUUACAGCAAUUCGUUACGUCGGAUGAGCUCACACCAAAAGUUUAUUUUGCAUAUCGUUUUAUAUCCUUGCUGGUUGAGUGUGGUGGUGACCGUGUGCGGCCGGUUCUCAAAUUACUGCCUCCACAACUCAUACAAAAUUUGCUAAAAAUAAUGGUGACUGACGAUAUAAGCGUUGGUCUUAUUUGUCGGCUUUAUGAUCUCCGCAUACCGACGGGACGACAAUCUGCUGUUUCUGAUCUAUGUGUUUGGCGAAAUAUUCUCUUAAAAGAUAAUAGUGUAAAACUGUAAAAUUUUAUAAUAAACAAGAUUGAGUAGAAA
Messenger RNA from Rhagoletis zephyria (snowberry fruit fly), 2898 nucleotides. RefSeq names its product mediator complex subunit 24 (gene MED24). Gene Ontology annotation, molecular function: transcription coregulator activity. The record is from RefSeq and is a predicted model, not a curated record. Gene Ontology annotation, cellular component: mediator complex. Gene Ontology annotation, biological process: positive regulation of transcription initiation by RNA polymerase II. NCBI's taxonomy places the organism in Eukaryota, Metazoa, Arthropoda, Insecta, Diptera, Tephritidae.